CUCGCCCUGCCGGGGCAACCGGAGCUUUGUCAAUAUUGUCGUUGAGCUCUGCCGGUCGGCCUCCUCCACAGUGGGUGAGAGGCCGAGGAGAAGGAAAGCUCGCCCAUCGCUGCCACUGAAUGUAACGCUACAUUCAUUGUGCUGGUGUCCUUUUCCCACGAGGGAUCUGUCAAUCUAGCUCGUGUUGGCUGCCGACGCCGGACACGCCGUUCACGCCAAUGACGAUCGUUGCCUUACCCAUGAAGCCCCAACGCGGCCUUGAUGACGAUGUUGCGCGAGAACAGACCCUACUCCAGCCAGAGCAGGCCAAGCUGUUGAAGCUUGACUACAUAUUAUCGCCCUCGCCCGUUCGUGUGUCUUCGUCUAGAAGAUCUCUAUAUCAGAUCGCCUCUUUUGCCCGUGUAGCUCUCACAAUCAUCACCGGAGCUUCAUUCUGCGUCAUGCUGUACCGCAGUGCUGUGUGGGCCUUCGUGGCCGUGGCCGUUGACGCUGUUGUUGUCGAACGUCAGGCCGCAAGCAGUCCGUCUGGUGUUCCUGACUACUUCGUCACUGUGCCAGAGCUCUUCCCUGGUCCGACUCCAACUGGUGCUGCUGGCUUCUUGGCCCAGACCAACCCUGCGCCAUUCAUUGGAACCACAUACAUCCCCAACUCGCCUCUAGAGACCCAAGUCCCAAUCGUUGGCAACACCAACAAUGGUAACAUUUUCGAGCUUCACGGCCAGCUCAGCCACUACUUCCCAAACCCAUCUGGAUUUGGAGUUGACGAGUACUCUCUGCCCACCAAUGCCUCCAUCGUUCAGCUUCACAUGCUUUCCCGUCACGGUUCUCGCUACCCAACCUCAGGCGCUGGUGCGGAGGUCAUCGGACAGAAGAUUACAAACUUCACCAAAGCUGGCGGUCGCUUCGGUGGCGACUUGAGCUUCCUCAACACCUGGUCGUACAAGCUCGGUGCUGAGAUCUUGGUCCCCGUUGGAAAGCAGGAGUUAUUCGACAGCGGUACUCUCCAUCAGAUCCAAUACGGCCACUUGUACAAGAACAAUGGCUCCAAGAUUGUCGCUCGCACUACCUCUCAGGACCGUAUGCUGCAGUCUGCGGAAUACUUCAUGGCAGGUUUUUUUGGCUUGAUGUGGCCCAAGAAUGCCACUCUCGUUGUAAGCUACGAGGUGGACGGUGCUACCUACAACAACUCAUUGGCUGGAUACGGAAAUUGCCCCAACUCCAACACCGCCGUCAACCAAGCUGGUAACAACGCUUCCCGCGUGUGGGAGAACAUCUACCUCGUUGAUGCUCAGAAGCGAUUGAACGCCAUCAGCGGAUCCUUCAACUGGACCAUCGGUGACGUCUACAACGCUCAAUCACUCUGUGCCUACGAGGAGGUUGCUCUUGGUUACUCCGCCUUCUGCAAGCUCUUCACGUACUCUGAAUGGGAAGGCUACGAGUACAGCAUUGAUUUGGCCUUCGCUGGAAACAACAUGUUCCAGUCUCCCACUGGCCGUGCUAUUGGAAUCGGUUACGUUCAAGAGCUGUACGCCCGACUUCAACACCAGUUGAUCACCAAGCCCGCUGGACAAGUCAACCUUACCCUCGACAACAACACCACUACCUUCCCUCUUAACCAGUCGCUCUACUUCGAUUUCUCGCACGACACCAACAUUGCCGCCGUUCUCACUGCGUUUGGCCUCAAGCAAUUCGCAACUCUCCUCCCGUCCACCUACAUCCUUCGCAACCGCUCCAACAUCGUCUCCCACAUGGAGUGCUUUGGCUCGCGUCUGGAUGUGGAAAUCAUCGAGACUCCCCAGCCUCUCAGCGGAAACCGUCGCGGCAACAACGGUAUCUACACUGCUGGGAACACCACUCGCUAUGUCCACUUCAUCUUGAACCAGCGUACCAUCCCGCUCGGUAUCAGCUUCCCAGAGUGUGGUAACCGUGAUGACGGUUGGUGUGAGCUUACCACCUUCACCAACGUCCUCUCGACCAAGUUGGCCGAGUCGCAGUUUGACUACGCCUGCUUCGGAAAUUACCCUGCCCAGCCCUACGGCGCAAUCUACAACGGUGCUCCUCUCCCCAGCGGCAGCAUCGGUACCUCCGUCACCUUCACCUCCACCGGCACCACUUCGCCCAGCCCUAGCAGCAAGAACAGCGGCGUCGCCGGCGUCGUCACCACCACCGUGACUGUCACCGCUGCCGCUCCCGUCUGCACUCCCUCUACCUCUCCCAAGGCUGCCGCCACCACCUCCGCCAAGGUCGCAACCACCACCGGCCGCACGGUGACUCAAAUUGGCGAUGGCCAGAUUCAGGCCCCUCCCGCUCCUACCGGUGGUCGUACCGUCACUCAGAUCGGUGAUGGUCAGGUCCAAGCCCCUGCUGGUGGCCGCCCCGUCACCCAAAUUGGCGACGGGCAAAUCCAAGCCCCUGUCGGCGGCCGACCUGUCACACAGAUCGGUGAUGGACAGAUUCAGGCCCCCAAGACUGCUGCGACCACCUCCGUGCAGGCCGCAACCACUACUGGCCGUCCCGUGACCCAGAUCGGCGACGGACAGAUUCAAGCCCCUGUCGGCGGCCGACCUGUCACGCAGAUUGGCGAUGGUCAGGUGCAGGCUCCCAAGCCCACAGCUUACUAAACUCUUCCCAUGAAAUUGAAAGGAAUGACCUGAAGAUAUCUGAAGAGAGAGAUUAUGAACUCUGAAGACAAGAAAUAGUAUGAAGAGCGAACGCCAAAAGAUAAAUGUUGGACGGGAGACAAAAGGGUUAUGUCCAGUGGGCACCGUACACAACCGGCGGACCUCCGAAAUGCAUAUGAAAUUUGAAUGAAAGUUAUCGUCUUAUUAUAAUCUACUUCUCUACCCUGUCCCGUCCUAACCUAUCCUG
This is a messenger RNA of Dissoconium aciculare CBS 342.82, 2868 nucleotides long. Its product is annotated as phosphoglycerate mutase-like protein. NCBI's taxonomy places the organism in Eukaryota, Fungi, Ascomycota, Dothideomycetes, Mycosphaerellales, Dissoconiaceae. The transcript has 7 exons. Gene Ontology annotation, cellular component: cell wall. The record is from RefSeq and is a predicted model, not a curated record. Gene Ontology annotation, molecular function: acid phosphatase activity; structural constituent of cell wall. The coding region runs from base 219 to 2621 and encodes 800 amino acids.